AUGCCUCCCCAUGUACCGCACAAGCGAUUGCGCACACCAUCGCCAGAUAGCAGCAAUCGUGUUACCCGACAGUCACGUAGGGGCAAGGACAAGCCCCAAGCGGGAACAUCUGUGCCGUCCCGAAAGGCCACUCUAUUUGAUGAUUUAGACACUGGUUCUAAAAUAGGAUCAGCCGAGAAGACCAAAUCCGCCAUGCAACAAAUGCACGAAGAUGUCGCCAGCGAUGACAGCUCUCUCAGUUCGCUCUCGGACGCUGAUUUCGAGAGCAUGCCUAAUCCCAAGCCCCAGAAAGUGAACCACGACUCGGACGAAUCGGAGGACGAGGACGUGGUGUUUGAGGAUGUUCCUUCCCACGAACCGCAGCAGCUAGAGCCUGAGGUCGACGGCGAUCUUGAGUUGACAUUAUACCAAAACAAUCACGUCCCCAUGACUAAUGAGCUGGGGAAGAGGGGCCCUUCGAAAAAAGAGAAAGCCAUCCGUAUGUCGACUCACUGUAUGCACGUCCAGUUUUUACUCUGGCAUAAUGCUGUGCGGAACUCCUGGUGUUGCGAUCAGGAAGUCCAAGCUAUCAUGAUCUCUCACUUACCACCGAGGCUGUGGGACGAGGUGGACCGCUGGAGACGAAAUAGUGGCCUAGAUGUCCUUGGAGACGUCAUAACCCCUUCGGAAGUUAAAACGAGUUCAAGAGGAGGGAAUAGAAGGGGGAAGGGAAAGCUGCCUCCCACAAAGCCAACAAGAGACUGGGGUAGCGCGGCAGACCGACUCGAGAAGGGGGUUCCCGACUUAAGUCACGGCGACCCCCUAUUCAGGCUUAUGAAUUGUCUGGUUUCAUGGUGGAAACAAAGAUUUCGAAUUACCGCUCCCGGACUGCGCAAAUGGGGGUACAUGGAUGUCAGGAGACUGGGCAAGUUGAGGUCAAAUUUCGAAGAAGAAGAACAUGACCCCGACCGUUUCGGGGAGAGGGUGGUGAGCCUCGAAGAGUUCCGGCGGCAUGCCCAGGACUGUGUUGGCAGUCGUGAUGUUGGAUCGCAGCUUUUCACCGCGCUAUUGCGCGGCCUCGGGCUCCAAACACGUCUGGUGGCAAGCAUCCAACCACUUGGAUUCGGAUGGAGCAAGAUCGAGGAAGCAGACGAAGAAAAUCAAGACGGAAAGGCUCAGAAAAAUGCUAGAAAAUCUACCGGAUCUUCGAACCCCGCGAAUGGGAAAAAGAUGCCGCUGGUAAGACCAGCUAUCCGCCGGGCCAGAACGGGUGACAACGAUACGCUGAAGAUGGACUUGGAUGAUUCAGACGAAUACGAGGAGCCUCUGAUGAAUGAAAGCGACGAUGAGUCAGUAAUCGAUAUUACGGAGACCCUCAGCUCAAGACGACCGGAAGCAAAACUCUAUGAUAAGGACCUCGAAUUCCCUCAUUAUUGGUCCGAAGUUUUGUCGCCGGUAACAAAAAGGUUUCUACCCGUCGAUCCCAUCGUUAAGUCCAUCGUGGCUACCAGUAGAGACCUCGUCGAAUCCCUCGAGCCUCGAGGAGGCAAGGCAGACAAGGCGAAACAAGUCAUGGCGUAUUGCAUCGGAUUUUCCCAGGAUGGCACCGCCAAAGAUGUUACAGUACGAUAUCUUAAGAAAAAUAUUUUCCCGGGCAAGACAAAAGGCUUUCGAAUCCCGGAGCAGAAAAUACCAGUGUACAAUAAACAUGGCAAGGUCAAACGAUAUGACCAGUUUGAUUGGUUUAGGGCAGCCAUGCGAGGAUAUAUCCGCGGCGAUAGGAAACACCCGAUCACGGAUGUAGACGAGGAAGAGGAUUCCACCGAUCUCAAGCCCUCAAAGCCGGAGAAGAAAGAGGUCAAGGAAGGAGAAGAGACACUCCAAUACUACAAAACCUCUAGACAGUACGUCCUAGAACGCCAUCUUAAGCGCGAAGAGGCCCUUCUUCCUACCGCCGUCGCUGUGAAGCUGUUUCGAAAUAAGGGGAAAGGGUCCAAAACUGAAGGCGAAAACGUAUAUCUUCGAAAGGACGUGGUGACGGUGAAGAGCGCCGAGACCUGGCACAAGCAAGGGCGUGCCCCCAUAGAAGGUGUCCAGCCACUUAAACAUGCUCCUUACCGAGCUGCCACAACCAACAGGCGAAGGGAGAUAGCCGAAGCCGAAGCAGCGACAGGCCAGAAAGUCAUGCAACCCCUAUACAGUUUCGACCAGACAAACUGGAUCAUCCCUCCCCCUAUUCAGGACGGUAUCAUUCCAAAGAACGAAUACGGCAAUAUCGACAUGUUCGCGGAGCAUAUGUGUCCAGAGGGUGCUGUCCACGUCCCUUAUCGCGGGGUCGUUCGUGUUUGUAAGCGCCUUCAGAUAGAUUACGCCGAGGCCGUCGUCGGGUUCGAAUUCGGCCAUCGGAUGGCUGUUCCCGUCAUCCAGGGUGCCGUCAUCGCUGAAGAGUAUUACGAGCGUGUGUUUGAGGAACUUAAGAAGGAUGAGGCAGAACGGAAAAGAAAGGAAAACGAGAAACGGCGCAAAGAGGUUCUAACCACUUGGCGGAAGUUCCUGAUGGGUCUGCGGGUUGUGGACAGAUUCAGGCAAGAACAUGGGUACCUGGAGGAGCCGGUGGAUGCGUUCGGUCAUGACGACGUAGCAGACGACGAUUUCAGAGUCAUGCGCACACGAGACGAAGAGAUGGCUGGCGGAUUCCUACCUGAAGGACACGAAGAGGAGGAGGGGGAGGAGGAUACAGCCAACGCAGAUGAGAGGCCGCGCGAAACCUCCGGAUUCUUCCCUGCCGCCGAGGAGGAUGAUUCAGACGACGGAAACGACCCCUUCGAGGUAGACUACGGAAAACACGCUGAGGCCGAGGCUCAACUCGCCGAAGAACCCCCCAAGCCCGAGCCUAUACCUACUGCGGCACCUAAAAAGGCGGUCCCCAAACCGAAAGCCAAACCAAAGCAGACCGUUCGGAGGCGAUCUCGGAGGAAGAAGGCGGCCUCUUCCGACGAGGGCGACGAGGACGACGACGACUUUGAGAUCUCUGAUAGUGAAUGA
Messenger RNA from Durotheca rogersii, 3024 nucleotides. RefSeq names its product Rad4-domain-containing protein. Gene Ontology annotation, biological process: mismatch repair; nucleotide-excision repair. The record is from RefSeq and is a predicted model, not a curated record. The transcript is spliced from 3 exons. The coding region runs from base 1 to 3024 and encodes 1007 amino acids. Gene Ontology annotation, cellular component: cytoplasm; nucleus; nucleotide-excision repair factor 2 complex. Lineage: Eukaryota; Fungi; Ascomycota; Sordariomycetes; Xylariales; Xylariaceae. Gene Ontology annotation, molecular function: damaged DNA binding; single-stranded DNA binding.